AUGUCUGACAGGCCCAGUGUAAAUACUGCUUCAUAUGCCAUCCACACCUUGGACCGCAGAGUCCUUGCCUAUGGCCCCCCCGACAGAGUCAAAGACACCGUCCCACCCCCUGCCCAACCUGUUGUCGCAUAUCUAGAAGCUAUCCAGCCUCAGCGGUUCGAAAUUAGUCAAGUAGAGCAGGACGAGAACCGCUACUACAUCAACUACCUUAUCGAGUGCAAUAACCUUCUUUACGAACAGGUUACAGCCCCCCAGAAAUGGAUCAUCACUUUCGUUCCCCAGCCUGGCCGCAUUGUGUUCACCAUAGCAAAGGAAGACGGAAAGGAGCAGUGGGUCGCACCCCCGGCUGGUGAGCAGGGUCAGAUCCGUGUUGCUACAAUCAAUACCGAACUCGACCCCAACGCUUUGUUCGAAUUAAGUCCAUUGACCCAACUCUCUUAA
Pisolithus orientalis is the source of this 441-nucleotide messenger RNA. RefSeq lists its product as uncharacterized. Bases 1 to 441 code for a protein of 146 amino acids. The transcript is spliced from 4 exons. The record is from RefSeq and is a predicted model, not a curated record. NCBI's taxonomy places the organism in Eukaryota, Fungi, Basidiomycota, Agaricomycetes, Boletales, Pisolithaceae.